Molecule: messenger RNA, 381 nt
Organism: Dendrobium catenatum
Lineage: Eukaryota; Viridiplantae; Streptophyta; Magnoliopsida; Asparagales; Orchidaceae
Exons: 2
Source: RefSeq, a predicted model, not a curated record
AUAUUAAAUAUAAGCGAUCAAUCGGCGUGGGCUGUACCCGCCGUUCAGCAAAUCAGGAGUCUCUGCAGCAUCCCGACGUUGGAAUCAAUUAAGCUUAAGAACUACGCAGAGCAGUGGAGCUUUUCUGCGGACGAUUCUGCAGCCUUCUCCCCCGAGAGGCGUCCCAAGUGGCGGAAACUAACCCAACCCUACUUUCUUUCGUACUGCCGGCAAUGGGGACUUCUUCAUCCCAUUCCUCGCCUCCAUCUAUGGAAGCUGCCGAAGAGCUCCGCAGAAAUCGAAUCCUAUCCAGCAAGCUCUACUUCAAUGUGGCUCCAUCCAAGGUUGCCGUCAUCUAUUCUCCUUCGUACGAUAUAGCGUUUCUUGGAAUCGAGAAACUGU